ACACACACACACACUUCAUAUACGAGACAGAGGAGCGGAAACGGGUCGAAUCCUACUUCAAAUUCUCUUUCCUCUCGGCUUGUCGACCGGGGAAAACAAACCGACCCGAGGCACAGGGAAUGGGGAUUUACUAAUUAACUACUUACCGAGAGAUGCACACCUCCUCGGCGCCCUCCCUCCCUCUCAUUCAGUUCCCUCGGUCGUGGUUAUUAGUGUCGAGGUGCUUCCACGGUUCCCGGCUCCGCGCGCCCCGGAUCACACACCAGGAGGGUGAACGCGCACUCGGGUUAGAUAGUUUCUACUUUGGACGGUUGGAGAACACGACCAGGAAAGGCUGAGCGCAUCAAUUACACUGCUGCACGGAACAGCACAAUCUUUGCUCUCCGAAUUCGAUCAGAUAAAGCCCAGCGAUUCUCGGUCCUUCCUACAGCCAGCAGCCACGGUGCCGGCGCCGGCCCUUGGUUUCCGUCUGAGGCGAGGCCACUUGGCAGUGCCGGUGUAUUGGAGGUAUGGACUGUAACUGUGUUAGUGACCUGCUGCUCACGCCACCCGUCCCAACCCUCUGGACACCAGGCAUCGCCUUCCCAGACUGGGCCUAUAAGCCAGAAUCAAGCCCAGGCUCCAGGCAGAUCCAGCUGUGGCACUUCAUCCUGGAGCUGCUGCAGAAGGAGGAAUACCACGGGGUGAUUGCCUGGCAGGGAGACUACGGUGAAUUUGUGAUCAAAGACCCAGAUGAGGUGGCAAGACUGUGGGGCAUUCGGAAGUGCAAACCACACAUGAACUACGACAAGCUCAGCCGAGCGCUUAGGUACUACUACAACAAACGCAUUUUGCACAAAACUAAAGGCAAGCGCUUCACCUACAAGUUCAACUUCAGUAAGGUGGUUCUGGUGAAUUACCCGCUGCUGGACAUGGCCAGCUCUCCAUUCCUGCUGGCCCAGAACCACUUCAAUGGAGGAGCCGCAACACCGGAUUGCAGCCCUGUCACACCUGAGGCUCUUCAGUCUUUAUUCCCUCGUUUGCCUGAAUCAGGUCGAGGGCCCUCUCUGUUUGAGCGCACUGCAGGGGCCCCAGGGCCCGAUGGGGACAAGCUGAGACUGGACACUUUUCCUUUCCUCGGCUCAGGGGCUCCUUGUUACUCCAAACCUCCAUCCCUGUUGGGUCCUUACCCACGGAACCCCUCUUUUGACUACCCCUGGGGCUUCAACCCCUACCUCCCAGGGGCCUUUUCUCUGAACAACUGUCCCAAAUUACCCCCAGGCUCCCUCUACUCCUCACAUUUCUAUCCCAAUCCGCUCCAAUCCAGCCUGUCUCAGCUGUCUCACCCCUUCUCUUCGCUCUUACCCCCCGGGGAUGCGACCGGGGCAGAACGUGGUCAAACAGGAGGAACGAACGGCUCUGCGAGCGGUCAGCCUCCCAGACUCUGCAUCCCACCAUACCCAGGAAACCUGCCUCUGGGUCGGACUGAGCUGGGGAACGGGGGUACAGGUGUGGGCGAUCGGGAAAGAGGGGAGGCCAACACUGCCACAACAGGUGGAGGUCUUAGUUUGGGGUUAGGCCUUGGAUUGGGUUUGGGUGGAGUUGGCGUGGGAAGUGGAGGAGGAGGCCGUCAAAGCCCUUCCGAGCGGAGGAAGGGUGUGAAGCAGGAUCCGGAGUCUGACUCUGAGCUGGAGAUCACAGACCUGAGCGACUGCAGCUCGGACAACGAGAACGAGCCGGACUUCUCUCUGGGGAAGGAGCCAGGUUUGGGUGGUCGCUCACACCUUCUAGAGGCCAAAUCUAGGGGUCUUGGGGGAGUCUUGCCCCCUCUUUCUUCUCUUCCUCCACCUGUGUCUCCGCACCCCCUUAAAAGUCUGGGACCCCUGACUCCUCCACCAUCAUCCCUCUCUCCCUCCCUCACUAUGGUCGACAGGCACAGGGAAACAGAGACUCUUAAACUUGCUCACAGUUAAUAUGUUUUGUUGUGUGAAUUUUGAUGUCUUGCAGGUUCUCUGAUUUCUCUUUUUCUGUCUGUGUAUUCCUGCAUUUGUGAAAUUAUGCUGUAUAUUCCCAGUUAAUUUUUUCCUUCCUCUUUUCCGGAGUCCUCCGAAGCCAUUCUUCGCUCAUGCUGUUCCAAUAUCAGAACUUUCAAUUUCUGCUUUCUUCAAUUUCUAAAUCGCACAGUGAGAUUCUCAAUGCAAUUUGAGUUGUUGUUAUUCUGAGAGUAAAAGGGCAGCACAAAAAAAAAAAAAAAACUGCUUUUCGAAUUACAAUGUUUAAAUAUCUAAAGAAUUUUCAAUUUUCAUUCUCUCAUUUCUGUUAGGAAACAGUAACAAUGAAAUAUUUUAUAGCCAAGACAGCACAGUAAUGAAAUAUGCAUAUCUUUUAUCACCUACUUUUUAAAAUUGCACUGCAUUCUGGCCCUGCUGAGAUAGGAAGUUAGUUUGUUCUUCUUGGUGUAUUUCACAGACUUUUCCAUAAGUUUAAUGCUAAGCUCUGCAAUACAGUGCUCAGAUGAACAGCAUUACACAAGCAAGAUGCAAUAAUGGCAACACUCAUAAUAAUAUUAAGGUGAUUCAGUUGUGUUGCAAAAAAGCACUUUUGUUUUUAGUUUUACGCCGAUUCCAAGGAAUUCAGACAUUAUAUGACCAUAUAUGGUCAAACAUUGCCAUCUUGUGGUUAUAAUUAUCUAAGCCCUUCAAAAGUUUCUGAUAACCGUUUUAUGUUUUAUUAAGUUUUUGUAUUUAUUUAUUUAAAUUAACUCUUAAUUUUCAUGUCCAGUCAAUGUCUUUUUUAAAACAUUCAAAAGAUGUUAUAAGCCUGAGAAUGAGAGACAAGAGUCAAUACUACUCAUGCCAGUGAAUAUUUAAAGUUUGUAUCUAUUUCAUUGUAUAUAUUUUAUUAUUGUGUACAUUAUGUUUAAUUACUAUUACUAUAUGGAAUAGUUGUAUUGGUGUCAUUUUACUCUGUAACUAAUUGAAGAGUGAUAUAUGAGAUGGGAAAAUGGAUAUAUGUGUAGUGACCCAGAGUUGAAAGAGAAAGAGCACAUUUUUCACAUGCUCAUAAAAAGACGUUUAGACAGGGAAGUGUGCAAAACAGUUCUUCUGUUUCUAAUUGUGCCCUGUGGAAAUUUCCCCCUGAUACCUCCAAGUAGAUGACCUUUCUGUACUGAGUUACACCGCUAGUCUCAUAUUUCAAUAAUUCAUUCACACAGCGGUCCUAUACUAUAAUGACUCAAGUGUGAAUAAUAUUAGUUGCAGCAUUUGCUAAUUUUUUUUAACCAGUGUUCAUUCUAAUGUUAUUAGGUUUGAUAUAUGAUCAUCCGAUUUGAAUGUAAAAACAAUAAAUAGGAGCAGAAUGACACAAUCUGAUUAACAGAUUACCUUCAAAUACAAUUCAGACAAGUUUGUGGGUAAAGAUAACGUUUUAUACAAAAGCAAAAUGCAAGUCAGAUUUGAUCAACCUAUGCCAACAAUAUUUUCAGAUAUUCUUCUGAUUCUUUGGUGAGUUACUAUCUGAUUCUAGAUAAGAACUAAAAAAAAAAAAAAAAAAACCUUACAUGACAGUUUGUGCCCUUGAUUUGCCCGUACUAGAGGAGAUUUCAGCUGUACAUAGGGCUUUGUGUAUUUGUGUGUACACACUGAAAAAGAAAAAAAUACCAUUUACCUUACAGUAAAGCUCUUAUUUGUUUAAUUGUGAAAUUUAAAACUGAAAGGAUGACUAGAACAAAAAAA
Molecule: messenger RNA, 3713 nt
Organism: Carassius auratus (goldfish)
Lineage: Eukaryota; Metazoa; Chordata; Actinopteri; Cypriniformes; Cyprinidae
Gene: erfl1
Product: Ets2 repressor factor like 1
Exons: 7
Coding region: 510-1952 (480 amino acids)
Biological process (GO): cell differentiation; regulation of transcription by RNA polymerase II
Cellular component (GO): nucleus
Molecular function (GO): sequence-specific DNA binding; DNA-binding transcription factor activity, RNA polymerase II-specific
Source: RefSeq, a predicted model, not a curated record